Molecule: messenger RNA, 522 nt
Organism: Ipomoea triloba (trilobed morning glory)
Lineage: Eukaryota; Viridiplantae; Streptophyta; Magnoliopsida; Solanales; Convolvulaceae
Product: protein FAR1-RELATED SEQUENCE 9-like
Exons: 1
Coding region: 1-522 (173 amino acids)
Biological process (GO): regulation of DNA-templated transcription
Molecular function (GO): zinc ion binding
Source: RefSeq, a predicted model, not a curated record
AUGCAGGUGAAAACAACUUCAACAACGAUAGUGCCUAAGGGAGCCACUUACACCAUGUUCAGCACCUUAUUGUACCAAUGCGCCGUGGACCUACGCGCAAUCGACGCACAGCGAUAUGAAAAAGCUAAGUUAAACGCAACAUGUGAAGGACACUUCGCCAAGUUCAAAACCCCUCUACUAUUAGAACGUCAUGCUGAUUCAGAAUACACAGUAUCUAUAUUUCAUGAGGUACAAACAGAGAUUGAGAAUAGUUGUUUUUCAUGUAGUGUGAUUUCUAUAGCGAAAAAUGGGGAAACAGAUUGCUACGAGAUUAAAGGAGAUGAUGACACCGUAUACUGUGUUACCCACAAUCUUAAUGAUGAGACUAUCAACUGUACUUGCGGGAUGUUUACACGUGUAGGGUUAUUAUGCCGCCAUAUCUUCCUCAUUUUCAAAGACUGUCUAAUAGAGCGCAUUCCCCUAGUACAUAGUGCCACGGUGGACAAGAAAAGCCUGCAUCCGUCCAAUAUCAGGCAUGGAUAA